AUGAGUUCAUCAUCAAAGACAGAUGAAAAAGUGCUCGUGAGCGGAGCCUCGGGUUUUAUUGCCUUGCACGUUCUGAACGUCUUAUUAUCAGAAGGGUACCACGUCAUCGGUACAGUACGUUCUAAGGAAAAGGGGGAUAGAAUCAACAACUCUUUUGAGAAAUUGUAUCCGUAUGCGAAGUUGGAAUUUGUGAUCGUGCCAGACAUCGCCGCUGCAAACGCAUUUGAUGAUGUGUUCAUAAAUAAUCCCGGAAUACAGCAUGUGAUCCAUGUGGCAUCACCAUGCUCAUUCGGCUCCAACCAAUCAAUGGAAGAAACGUACUUGAUUCCUGCCACUCAAGGUACACGGAAUAUGUUAGAGGCCACUAAAACUUACGGCAAGAAUGUAAAACAUGUUGUGUUGACCUCUUCGUUUGCCUCUAUCUUGAACGCCGAUCGCGAGGAGGAUCCUACGUUUAUCCAUACUGAAAAAACUUGGAAUCCAAUUACAUGGGAAGAAGCCAAACAAAACAAGUUCACGUCGUACAUUGCUUCGAAGAAAGCUGCAGAGCAGCUUGCUUGGAAAUUUUUAGAGGAAAACAAGGGUAACAUUGAUUUCACACUAACUACAGUCAACCCACCCUACGUUUUUGGCCCUCAAAUGUUUGAGUGGGGAGUUGAGCCUGCUUCACUCAACGCAUCAGCAGAUGUUGUGAACAGAGCGUUAAAAGUCCCUUUUGAUUUCAAGGGACCUUUUGACAAGCCAGGCGGGGUAUCAUGUGAUGUUCGUGAUGUUGCUUUACUGCAUAUGUUACCAUUGAGAAACGAAAAUCUUGCGGGCCACAGAUUGAUGCCUUUCAGUGGUACCGGUGUGAAACAGCACAACUACUCGGAUGCCUAUUUCAAUUUACAAAGGCUCCUCGAUGUUUUUAAUGCUAAAUUCCCAGAGCUAAGAGGUAAAAUCUCACCUGGUAAUAUCAGCGAUAACACGCCUUAUUUGGAGAAAAACUUCCAUUACAAUAAUGAUGAAACUUGUCAGUUGACGGGAAUAGAAUUCAAACCAUUCGAGGUCACGAUUUACGAUGCCGUGAAGCAAAUCUUGGAUCACCGGAAAUCUCAAAGUAAAGCUUGA
Molecule: messenger RNA, 1110 nt
Organism: Lachancea fermentati
Lineage: Eukaryota; Fungi; Ascomycota; Saccharomycetes; Saccharomycetales; Saccharomycetaceae
Source: the annotation of a GenBank genome assembly